Messenger RNA from Rodentolepis nana, 756 nucleotides. Lineage: Eukaryota; Metazoa; Platyhelminthes; Cestoda; Cyclophyllidea; Hymenolepididae. The record is from the annotation of a GenBank genome assembly.
GACGAAGCACCUACUACUGAACAGGCAUCACACGCCGGCUCCACAGACGUUCACUCUUCCAAAGCGUCCACGCUGGCUGCUACUGGUCGAGCGCAGUCCGAUGAGCGCUAUAAACAACUCAUGCAUGCGAGUCACGAGGAGCUCCUCUCGGAAGCGUACGAUCAAUUUAAAGUCUCCUUGACUGCCGCUCAGAUCUUACUCAUUCGGAAAGGCGAGGAUUUUAUGCAAAUGCGCGCUCUGGAGGACAGUCCUGGUCAUGUGCUCAAGCCUCUGGGUGUAGGAUUCAUGUUGCGUCGAUGCAUCGCCCCUCGAGAGUUCGAUCUUCCACAAUUCCAGAUAGAAGGUCGUCUUCCACUACUGGCCAUUGACCUUACCGAUCAAGUUCUCGAAUCCCUCCUGGAUAUAGUUGCUCAUCUACCUCUUCCUGAAGCGAAUCCCACUCAACGAGUACCAACAGACCCCGAGGCUCUUCUCAAAGAUGUUACGUUCUUUGAUGCUCAAACGGAGGAUCUAUUGCCGGGUCAGUUGAAGGCCGUUCAGGUUCUGCGGGCAACCAACAAAAUCGUCGUCAGAGCGCCUUCCACUUCCUCUUCCGACGACCCAGUUGAAGAUAGCACUGAUGUCUUCUUCGAUCCUCCUGAAACUCCUCGUAGUCCUUCUUCAAGUGAACCAGCUCCUCUAAAGGUUAUUUUUCGAAUUUUUUUCAUUUUUUACGCAUUUUUAAGCAAUACAUCAAUGGAUCCUUCUUUAUUCUAG